AUGAACUACGAUCUUCCCUCGGUUGCCGAUCUCAAGCAAGCCGUCGAGAGCGGGCAGCGGAUCACACGCGAGGACGUCUCGGUGAUCUCCCACGCCGAAAGCGCCCUGACAGGACGCGGGCCUCUCCGAGGCGGACCAGCUGCCUUGGCCCAAAGCCUCGCGAUGCGGCAGAUGAACUUCGAUAGCAAAGUCAACGAGGUGUCACGGAAACCACAAAGCCUCAUCACGCAGGGUGAUGCGCGGGAGAUUCAGUCCACAGAGGGUCGUGCAUUCAACAGGCCCCCGGGUAUCGGGUCCGUUACCGCACAAGUACGGACUAUCGCGAAUCGGAAUGAAAUCCUGGGCCUGCCUUUAGUGACGGCAGAUAUGCCCGUAUAUGUGACCAAAGACGAUGCUCGCGAGGCUCAGCGAGCCGAGGACAUGCUGUAUGGGGGACACAUCCCAGGCCAGGGCAUGGCGGCCUCGAUGCAGGUAAGUUAG
Molecule: messenger RNA, 480 nt
Organism: Penicillium atrosanguineum
Lineage: Eukaryota; Fungi; Ascomycota; Eurotiomycetes; Eurotiales; Aspergillaceae
Exons: 3
Coding region: 1-480 (159 amino acids)
Source: RefSeq, a predicted model, not a curated record